Liolophura sinensis is the source of this 6873-nucleotide messenger RNA. RefSeq names its product neutral amino acid uniporter 4-like. Gene Ontology annotation, biological process: amino acid transmembrane transport. Bases 148 to 1608 code for a protein of 486 amino acids. Gene Ontology annotation, cellular component: vacuolar membrane. The transcript has 10 exons. Gene Ontology annotation, molecular function: L-amino acid transmembrane transporter activity. The record is from RefSeq and is a predicted model, not a curated record. NCBI's taxonomy places the organism in Eukaryota, Metazoa, Mollusca, Polyplacophora, Chitonida, Chitonidae.
GGUUUUGAGCAUGUGACAGCUGUAAAUGGCUCACAAGACAUGAAUUAUUUCUACCUGGAAAGUGGGACCAGAGGAGCGAAACCGGUGAAUCCAUGGUUUUUUCAGUGACUGACUUCAUUCUCGACUAGUUUUUACACAGAUUUCAAAAUGGCCAAGUCUGACAAAGCUGCAUUGUUGAAAAACCUGGCCGUUGAAGAGGAUGACUUUGUGCCAGAGCCUGUUGUCGCUAGAGUUACCCCUCUCCGGGCCGCAGCUCCCUCAGGCAUACAGGGAGCAGAGGCUGCCAUAGAAAAUAUGGCUGCGGGUCCCCCCAAAGCAGAGGAAGAUGAUGCCAAUAUACAGAUUGCUAUGGACAACAGACAAGUGAUGCCUCACUCAACUACGAACAUGCAGAGUUUGAUGCAUCUGCUCAAGGGUAACAUAGGCACAGGUAUCCUGGCUAUGCCUGUGGCUUUCCUCAGCUCCGGAUUAUGGACUGGUUUUGCUGGAGUGCUCAUCAUCGGAAUUAUAGCUGUACACUGUAUGCACAUGUUAGUGGACUGCAGCCACAAUCUGUGUCGUAGAAAGGGCAUUCAGUCAUUAGAUUAUGGAAACGUUUCAGAAGCUGCCUUUGAUAGAGGACCAGAGAGGCUCAGAAAGCUAGCCGUUCCUUCUAGGAUAAUGAUAAACAUAUUUUUAGCUAUAACACAGUUUGGAUUUUGUAUGGUGUACAUAGUCUUUGUGUCUGAUAACAUUAAACAGGUAAUCCACGCCUUCCACAGUGACGACCCAGAUCACAGGUUGUACAUGGUCAUUAUCGCUCUUGUCCUCAUUCCCUACGUCUUUAUCAAGGAGUUAUCCUCCCUGUCAAUUUUCUCAGGCUUUGCCAACAUUCUCAUGUUUGUCGGACUCAUCAUAGUCUUCCAGUACAUCCUCCAGGAUCUCCCUGACACAGGCUCCAGACCCGUCUUUAACUCCACGGCAACCUUACCGCUCUUCUUUGGGACAGCAGUGUACGCCUUUGAAGGCAUAGGUGUGGUUUUACCUAUAGAGAAUAAGAUGAUUCACCCAGAGGAUUUCGGGGGCUGGACAGGUGUGCUUAACCUGGGCAUGGUCAUCACCACUGUUCUCUACACAGCUGUGGGUUUCUAUGGCAACCUGAGGUUUGGAGACGCAGUCAAAGGAAGCAUUACAUUAAACCUACCUGUAAAAGAGUGGUUAUACGUUUUGGUGAAGGUGAUGUUUUCGGUGGCAGUGUUCAUCACUUAUGCAUUACAGUUUUAUGUCCCUGUGAACAUUUACUGGCCACUGAUAGAGGAGCGCAUCAGGAACCAGCGUCUCAAAUUCUACGGACAGUAUAUCUUCAGAGCAGUCCUGGUCCUGUUAACAUUGUGUAUUGCAGUGUUGGUACCUCAUUUGGAUCUGCUCAUCUCAUUGGUUGGAGCCUUUGCCAGCAGUUGCCUAGCACUCAUUUUUCCACCAAUCAUAGAGAUUGUUACAUACACUGGAGAAAAUGAGUCCAUCAGCAUUGGAUGUAUAAUCAAAGACGUAUUAAUAUGUGUAUUUGGUUUCUUAGGUUUUGUGACAGGCACUUUUGUAACUAUAAAGGAGAUUGCAGCCACAUUUUGAUACUUGCUUUUUUUCUUCAUAUUUUCAUUUUUAGACAUGAUUAUUAUCUUUCUUCUAACUUGUUUUAGAAUGCUGUAGAUGUUUCCGUGUAAUUCUCCUCUGUGAUAUAGACAGUAGUAUACCAGUGAAUUGUGAAUUUUAGACAAUAUUUUAUUGUCACCAUGACUCAUCGUUUCAUAUACCUAAAUAAGUGAGAGCUAACACUAUUUUUCUAAAUUCUGAUGUGUACAUUUGAUAACAUGAUACGUAGUGAUAUACAUAGUGAAUGUAACUGAUGAUAUAUUUAUAGAUAAACUUGCAUUGUUUGCCACAACAUCAAAGAACAGACUGUAUAUCACCUAAAGUUUGGUAGAUGGCACUUGCAGAAGCACAUGAAUGUUGAAACAUGAUACUUGUGGUGAUUGUUAUUCUGAUUUCAAAUUAAUCAAACUUCACAAAAUGGCCUUUUAGGGUGUAUAAAACAGUGAGAAUCAAGGUGAAUGUGCCAGUUCUAAAAUAGGCAUCGGUGUAUAAAGCUGCCUUCUGCAUAAUAGCAAGUGGUUCAGUUCGUUUCCGAGACAUCUUGGCUGAGGUUUUUAAACAUGAAGGAUGACAGUAUCACGCUUAGUUCAUUGUUGACACUGAAUCUCACUCAUAUUGUGAGACACAUGAGACACAUUUUAGUCAACUUUGGUAACAUUUGGAAAUCAGACAGCCUACAUGUACCCCCAUGUAAAUAACAGUAAGGAGAAAACACACCCCCUACUUAGUUGACACAUGUGCUUGACACUUCACAUGGGGAUAUUGGACACUUCCUGACAUUUAACAUGGAGAUAUUUGACACCAUCUUAAUAGUUCACACAUAAUGUGGGGAUAUUUGACACUGUCCUCAGUGUACACGUAACAAGGGGAUAUUUGACACUUCCUGACAUUUAACAUGGAAUGUUUGUCACCCUCCUUAGUUGACACAUACCUUGGGGAAGUGAGACUUCUUUGUUUUCUUAACAUGGAGAAAUUUGAUACUGUCCUUAUUGGCACAAAAUACAGAGAAUUUUAGCACCCUACAUGCACUUAGUUGACACUUAUCAUGGGGAAAUCACACACCCUAUUUUGGGGACACCUACCAGUAACAUUGGACUUUUGACAUCCAGUGUAGGGAACACGUACAAUUGAGAAAUAACAAACCCUACAUGUACAUUUUUAGUUGACAAAUGACAAGGAGAAUUAAGACACCCUACUUGUAGUUCACACUUUAACAUGUAUAAGUCAGACACCGUAUUUACGUGUGCCUUUUACAUCUUCAUUUCUUUAAAAAGUUCAACACCCAAUUUCAUUGAGAUAUAUCGUCGAGUGACAGACAAAUUUUCCUUCAGUUUCACUCUGUGGUGUUGACAUUUCUAUGAUUUUACUGGACCAAUUUUUGACAGAAAACUAUUUGUCCUAAGGGCUCCUGUCCUUUAAGGCCAUGUCCGCACACCUUAUUAGACAUUCCAGAUAUCUUCAGGACAUGCACGCAUUUACAUGUAUAGCAAAUUUCACUGGAACCAUUUUCAACUUCUGUAGGUUCAGUGAAUAUAUUAAUUUCAUGACAAAAUUACACCUCAUUUAUACAAGUUAUUAUUUUAUUGGGGAUAAAAUUGAAUGUAAGCUUCAUUUUAUAUAAUUUUUAAUUUAGAGGAAAACAUUAUCACAUCAUUUUUUACAGUUACAUGUAAAGCUCAUGUUGCUAUCACAAUCCUGCCAGAGAUACACUUGAAAAAUAUGUUUCCUGAUAAUUCAUCAGAGGAAAUUGAGUUUAUCAUUAUGAAAUAUCAAAGUCCUUAUUCAUAGAGUAGCAUAAAAGUGGGACAUAUGGUCAUCCCCUCAACACCCCACCCCCCAAUCCAUUUUCUCCACCAAGGUGUCCUGCACCCUCAAGGUUAUUUUUCUCUCCUUACGUGUAUGGCUUGUUUCUGUCCCCUUACAUAUAUGGUUUGUUUCUAUCCCCUUGCAGGUCUGUCAGCAACCUGCUGAUGGUCGUGGGUUUCCCCCGGGCUCUGCCUGAUUUCCUUCCACCAUAAGGCACCAAUCAAAUAAAUAUCCCCUUACAUAUAUGAAUUGUUUCUGUCCCCUUACAUGUAUGGCUUGUUUCUGUCCCCUUACAUGUAUGGCUUGAUUCUGUCCCCUUACAUGUAUGGCUUGUUUCUGCCCCUUACAUAUGUGACUUGUUUCUGUCCCCUUACAUGUAUGGCUUGUUUUUGUCCCCUUACAUGUAUGGCUUGUUUCUGUUCCCUUACAUGUAUGGUUUGUUUCUGCCCCUUACAUAUGUGGCUUGUUCCUGUCCCCUUACAUGUAUGGCUUGUUUCUAUCCCUUACAUGUAUGGCUUGUUUCUGUCCCCUUACAUGUAUGACUUGUUUGUCAAUUGCCAUCAUGCUUAAAUAUAUGCCCUGUUACAUGUUAGGGUUUCUUGGUCCAUCUGCAGUCUUGUGUAAAGGUAUGUAUUAAAAGCCAUGAGCAUCUAGAAACUAAUGCGCUAGUGUCAAGACCCUUGGUAAGUAGACAAACAAAUUUACCUCAGGUGUGUCACAUAUGGAUGCACUGAUUAUCAGGGGGAUUUGCUCAAACCCAGCUCUCUCAGUCUACAACUUAGACUAGUUGUGCCCCAUUAUCGGGUAGCCUACAGGUGCAUGUGAAGGGUGCAGUCAUUUGGUUUGCUGAGCAUGUGGCAUUUGUAUCCAGUGGACAUCUAUCUGGCUGUACGCCCAUUUGUCUGUACAUUUCUGUUUAUGUGAUAAUCAAAUUACUGUAGGAUGGCUAACAUUCAGUAAAUGAGUUCAUGUGAAGAAUCCUUGAAAUGCUGUUAUUCGAAAUGAUUAUUGGUCAACGUGCAUGCCUUAGUAUUCUUCCUUCUGCACAUGCAGCCGCAUAUGUGAUGCAUCCAGAGUACAUGCCUAGUGAAAUGUUAUGUAUUACUAUGCCAGCUCCAUUAAAAGAAAAGACCUCUAAAAUCGAAGUAGGCAUCACUAAAUAGACCACUUAAAACUAUGCAUGAAUAUGCUUCCACUUAUGUUUUUUAGAUUUUUGUGAAAAGAGUUAAAAGCGUUCAAAUAUUAGAAUUCUAAUUUGGGCUUUACCGACCAUACUAUUAGAGUCUAGGAACUCUGACGUCACAAGAAUUUUUUCCAACUCUAUUCCCGACACUGCAUGUUGGAAUAACUCUUUUUACCUAUGGGUAAAAGAAUACAGAAAUUUCCCAAAAAAUUGUUCCUUGUGGUGAAUAUCAGCAAAACAGGGUGUCCUCAUGUCAGAGUUCCAAGAUAUCGGAUCUAUGGCCCAUAAAGCCUACCAUAGUUUUCAAAUAUGUAAAUGCCUGUCAGUACUCUCACAAAAUCUGAAAAGAUAAAUGCAUGUAUUUUUACACAUAGUUUCCAAGUUUCUGUAUGAUGGACCUUACUUCAUAUUUUAGCUUUCUUUUACUUUGAGCUGAAGCACAGUGAUUCAUAGUUGAUUGUGUGUGUUAAAUUCUUUUUAAACAAUUCUUUAUUAAUUGUUUGUAUUAUACAAUAUUUUAAUGGUGCAAAGCACAAAAUUACCCAGAGAGGAAUCUCAUUUUAAUUGUAUGCAUGCUCAGGAGAGAAGGGUAGGGAAAUAACGUUAUCCUCGUGGUUUGCACUGGUUCAUAGUAAACAUUAUAACACUGUAAUGAAGGCCCACGACCUUCCGCACGUUGCAAUGUCACAUAAGUGAAAUAUUAAAAAGUGUAAACUCAAGGUUUCCUCCCACCAUAAUGCUGACCGCCAUCGCAUACGUGAAAUAUGCUUGAGUAGGGCGUAAAACACUGAUCAAAUAAAUGCGUAAAUACAUAUAAAGUGCGAACUAAAAAGCAAUCAAACGGGUAAAAAAUGAAAAUCAAAGAACAUAUCUUAAACUUCAUGCCAUUUAUUUUCAUGUUAUGUUGGGUGUUUUCUGUGUACAGAACGGUGCUAGUGCAACUAAAUAUAAUGUUCGUUAACGCUACCAUACAAUCAUUGUUCUGGUUACUGUGUCACAAAACUGAAUUGGUGAAUAAUGUCGAUUACUUUGAACUGUCUCAGUGGUAUCUUUAUACAUUGACUUGGCCUUUUGAAAAGGUUACCAUGAACGAUUUUUGUGUCCAAAUGGAUUCUGAGAAGAAAAUGUAGUACCAUUAAAGACCUUGCAAUGAAAAAUGUUAUUGUUUUAUUACUUUUGACAGAGUGGAGGUGAGAAAUUAAAGGUAUAAGAGAGCAUUGAAAAGUGAUCUGCCGAGAAUUCUAUUUUAGAAGUCAUUAAUAAAAAAUUGGUGAUUGCUGGUUCUGAGCAUGAUUUUUUUAUGUUUAACGGUGUUCAAAAGAAUAUUUCGCUUAAACGAUGUCAGUUGGUGUCAUGGUUGUAGGUAAAUUAUUUAACCACCGCAAGAAUAGUAACCUCACAGCCGCAGCUUGGCUCUCAAUCGUGGUGGAAAGGUGCUUGUGAUAGAUACUGUUUUCUUUUGUGAUUGGUUUCGAUACUGACCAAAUCUAGGGGUUAAUAUUGCCAUGUGUGCUAGAAUACAUCUUCAACUGUAUAAGACAGUUUUAUCUUGCUGGUUUGUCUCCAGCUUUGAUACAGGAAGAUAACAUUACAGAAAUAGUUUUCAGGUUGGUUCACAGUUUACAUUUCACAAUGCAAAAGGGACCAGUCAUUAUUUCAUAAAGCCCACCUACAUGUAAGAAAUGAAAUAUUUUAUAAUGGAUUUAAUUCCAUUUAAGAUAAGAUAUUAAAAAAAGAGAGCACGGAUACAGGCCUCGGUAUUUCUGGCACAAUAUCAGGGCAUUGUAGUUUGUCUGAUGGUUCUGACCUAUGUUUUAAAUAAGUACAAGUAAACAUACUUUAUGUACUAGAAGAGAAAUAAGGGGCACUUACGUUUCUGAGAAUGAAGUUUUGCCUACGUCCGCCACAUUUGUCAACAGACUCUAUUCUUGAGCCUGAUAUUGAAAGCUUUAAAUCUGACGACGUCAGCCUCAUAGUGAAUGUAUUACUUAGCUCAUCAAUGGAUACCCUGCAGAAGACGUUUUUAUUCAUUCAUUUGUAGGAGAAGUUCCCUGAACAGCUGAACAUUUGGGUAUCGUCUCUAGUUCGUCUUCUACCUGUUGGCGUUUUCUGAUGACGUCAGAGAUUCUUAUGGGUAUCUACGAUAAAUCAUACUACACUGAACAUUAAGAUCGCAAAAACUGUUAAAAUGUGUUUUUUUAAUUGAACAUUCGUACGCAAUUAUUUCUUCAUGAAUCCAUGUGUGGAAUUUCAUC